Messenger RNA from Botrytis porri, 834 nucleotides. RefSeq lists its product as uncharacterized. Lineage: Eukaryota; Fungi; Ascomycota; Leotiomycetes; Helotiales; Sclerotiniaceae. The transcript is spliced from 5 exons. The record is from RefSeq and is a predicted model, not a curated record. Bases 1 to 834 code for a protein of 277 amino acids.
AUGGAAUACGAAAAGCUUCCCGAUGCGGGACCUUGGAACAUCUGGAGAACAGGCAAACUUCACAGCGAAAAGGCAAACAUGGAUGCAGAUGUUACAGAUAAGCGAAAUCUUCCUCCAGUUCUGCUAUACAGCGAGUAUAAUGUAGCUCAUAGUGGUCUCAGCAAAGGAAAAUAUUUAAUAUUGGACCCUUCUGGAAAUGCGACCAGCAGCCAGUUUUCGAUUGGAUUCAGAAUUAGAGUAUCAAAAAAAACCAACCAGGAGAUGUUGGUAGUCUUCACAGGCUUUGUCAGUAAGACUAUGACAGAGGAUCGUCUCUUGGUGGAUGAUGAGACGUUCUCGAGAUCGAAGAAGUAUUUCUGGGCCAUUUCUAUUCUCAAAGAAUUGCAUGUGAGGAUUUCAAAAAACGUUGAAGAGACAGAAAGGGUUAUGGAGGACCCAAGGAUUCGGAGUGGGACGGCGAGCACGUCUCUCGGUCUCAAUUGUGAAGAUAUACGAAAGAAGCUCAAGGCGCUACAGGAUAUAGCCAAUAGAUUAUCGGAUGAAAGAGAAGAAGCAUUAGCUCUGCGCGAUGGGUUAUUCAAUGCCAGCGGAGUCAUGGAAAGCCAAGCAUCCACCCAAUUAGGAGAGAACAUAAAGUUACUCACCUUCGUCAGCAUAUUCUUUCUGUCGCUGUCUUUUAGCAUAGUACAGUCGAUUCUCCACCCACUUGAGAACUUUAAUCGCUUUAACAACCUAUGCUACGGUCUUCAAUCUCGACAAUUUGAUGUUCCUGUGCCGAGUGUGGCACCGGAAGCUGACGAGCCGGUUUAUCACGCAAAUGAAAGGCGCAAAUGA